Messenger RNA from Sphaeroforma arctica JP610, 1799 nucleotides. RefSeq lists its product as hypothetical. The record is from RefSeq and is a predicted model, not a curated record. The coding region runs from base 265 to 765 and encodes 166 amino acids. The transcript has a single exon. NCBI's taxonomy places the organism in Eukaryota, Ichthyosporea, Ichthyophonida.
ACUCGUAGUCGCUUCAAUGACUUGUCGUCACACAUACCUUCAUCAAUCACCACUGCUUCAGAUUCCACAGUUUCAGACUACAUACAUACAGACCUUCGAUACUUCAGAGUUUAGGCUACAGACGGCUUCAGGCGACUUCAGCUUUCAGAAAAAUCUUUUAUCCAAAAUUUUAGGGUAUAUAUAGUUACGUAUUCGCUUCCCUCAGUCCAUUCAGACAUAAAUCUACAAAUAUUAUAAACCAGAUUUACCCAAAAUAUAUUCAAUAUGUCGCACGCUGAAGCCGCUUUAAAGCUGAAAGAAAAACUGAAUGGUGUUGACAUUGCAAUGUUAACCACACAAACUAUAGACGGACAUAUGGCAUCACGGCCCAUGUGGACGUCCAAAGUAGACGACGAUGGAGUGCUGUGGUUCUUCACAAGCGAUAGCUCCGGUAAGAUCAAGGAUAUCCAACGAGAUUCGCACGUUAACUUGGCCUACAGCAACCCCGGAAGCAACUUGUUUGUAAGCGUUUCAGGACGUAUCGAGCUGGUCGAAGAGAGAGCAAAGAUGGAGGAACUGUGGAGCCCUUCAAUGAAAGCCUGGUUCAGCGAUGGGUUGGAUACACCAGAUAUUGGUCUAUUGAAAGUAACGGCUGAUUUCGCAGAGUAUUGGGACACAACGUCGUCAACGAUGAUACACUUAUACGGUGUGAUGAAGGCGACACUCACGGGCGAGGACGCCCGCGGAAUCACUAACAACGAGAAGAUGGAGAUUCGUGGUUUAUAAAUAAAUAUGCGUGAAAUGCUACAAACUACCGCGAGGAAGAGAUCGCGCAUCGGCGUGAGAGUUAGAAACCAAUUCAAAUAAAACAUCACCUUGUCUAAUUAUAAUUACACGAGUUCAAGCGAUUUAUGUGUACAACAGUUCUCAAAAUCACUUGUACGAAAUACGAAUUCAGAUUGUUCGCUGCGGUACUAUAUGAUAAACCGCGCACACGGGUAUUUCAAAUCGAUGUCCGCAUAGCACCUUUUUGAAUGGAUAAUUGAAAUGGUUACCCCAUUCAAACAGGAAUAACACCAUAACGUGUAGUAAGUUGAUGACUAUCAGCAAACAUAGCAAUCAUGUCCUUGAUCCAGAGAAGACUGUUUCGUGACAUCCCAGGUGUCGACUUUGUUCAGGCUUAUGUACUUUUGCAGUUUCUGCAGAUAUGCUUGGUGCAAUCAUCUCAAAUGAUAAUGUAGCACACUACGGUAAAAAAAUGUUCCACACGCAGCUCGAAAUCAUGAGAAACUGCCCACAAUCAACUCUGGACCUAUUUUAGGUGUUGUAAACUAGCACUAAACUAAAUUGAAAGCUUAAUCUCAACUUAGGCAUACUCCUUUUGCAUUGCUUGUUUCCAGUCGGAACAUAAGCAACCGCACUGCCUAUCGAGAUCAUUCCACUCACUGUGGUCCAGAACACAGCGCUCCAGCCCAAACAACCAGACCAGAAUUUAAAAGUAAACCCAUACCGUACAUGCCUGUUGCAUACCGACAUGAGCUUUCAAUACGGGUUGAUUAUUUAUCUGUACAAUACUUGACUCUUAUCAGCUACGCUCGAGCACUGGAUGCUGACGGGAUAGUACUGGAUCCCAGUUUGCUUUUCCAGUCGUGGUCGUAUUCGUUCGAUGAAGCUCUAAGACGCUCCACACAAGGCUCGAUAAACUUCGAGCCCUGGGUGCUGUUAAUGUGACGUUCACAGAUCAUAUCGGAAAGGCCAUAAAGCUCCCUAUAAUCAGAACAGCACAAUAAAAAAACAAUAAAAAAAUAGUUUGCAGGUGA